This is a messenger RNA of Podarcis lilfordi (Lilford's wall lizard), 4259 nucleotides long. Lineage: Eukaryota; Metazoa; Chordata; Lepidosauria; Squamata; Lacertidae. The record is from the annotation of a GenBank genome assembly.
AUGGUGAGAAGAAAUGUGCAGUAUGAUUUACCUUUGGCAGCAGUUAACAUCAAUACAAGUGCAAGUACAGAGCAAGUACAGAACAUACCAAGCCUGCUCCCUUGUGCUCUUCAUCCAGUGCACUUCUACUGCUUGUCAGAGAGGGAAGUAGUGACCACAUUGCCACAAUUCAGUCAUGUGUAUUACUUCAAUUAGGAAACACAUUUUUAGCAUUUAUCUUCUUCCCCAUCAAUGCUGCUAUUCUGUGCUUUGCAACCACAAGCCAUUCAAAUGUUUUGAACUGUAUCUCCCAUUAACCUCAAAACAUGUACAUGGCCACUGGCCCAUCCUGUGGCCAUAAAAUGUGCUUUUAAAAAUGAAAAAUAAAGGAUGAUUAUACAAGGCCUGUCUGUCACCACACUAGCAAUCUGCCACUGGGCACAGUGGGACUGGGCCGGACUGCAGGGCACUGAACCUCAGCCUUGAGACACAGUCCUAGCUGCACCACUGAGAGUGAUUGAUAGCUGUUCUGUGCAACUGCAACACUAUUUUUAAGGACUAAUAAUAAUAAUAAUAAUAAUAGCACUGAGGCAGUAACACAUAACCAACCAUUUAGAAAAUAAGGUUCAAUGAAUUGAACUAAAGAGAGCAUCAAUCACCACCAGAGGUCAAUAGAAUCCUGUCGCAGUGUCUGGCACCUUUUCAUUUCUUUAGCUGUAUUCCUUGUGCUCAUCCCCUUUUAAUUUUUCUGCCAGAACUUCUUCUUAGAAACAGUAAGGUUUCAGUCUGUUAAGAACAAUAUAGUAAUGAUAUUGCUUAAAUCAUUAAUUAAUUCCUGUUUGACUAAUGAAUUUCUUAGUGAUUUCUUUCCCGCCCCCUUUACCUUUUUUCUUCUCCCUUUCUAACUUUUAUUGGGUUCAACAUUCUUUGCUGAUAACUAAAUGAUAUCAGCAAGCUUGCAUUAGUUACUUUUCUGGAUCUUAUAAUCAAUUGUGCUGGAAAAGAAAGCAGAAAAUGUACAAAUGAGAUGGAAGCACAUUUUAAGACUGGGGGAAAUGCAGGCUUUCAAAAUCGGUAAAACAGAUUUAAAAAUAGAUAGAAAAGGUGGCAUGCUCAGUACUAGAACAAAACGCUUUUUUACUAAAGAAUUUGAAUUUGAUUAUUUUAAAAAGCACAAAACUAUUUUUAAAACUAUAGAGGAAAAUGGAUUGCUGUAGAAUACUUUAUAACAAAUUCAUUGAAGGAAAGGGACAAGGAGAUUAUCAAUAAAACAGUAAGUCUGUCAAAUUCAGUAAAACAAUUAGAACCUAGAUUUACAGAAAUAGAGACGAGAAUUAAAAAUCAUACAGAAGAAACAGGAAAAUUAAACCUGACACUUCUAGGAAUCUUUCGAGGUUGUGACCUGGAUAUACUCCAGAGUUUGGUACCCCAGGAGUUAAUACAGGCAACAGAGAUAAAUAAAAAGUCAAUUUUAUUAUAUCAAAAGGGAAUUAGCUGAUUGCCUCAAAAAGAAUCAGCACAUUUACUAAACAUAUUAAACAAAAUCAAUAAACAGCACACCAAGAAUAGAAUGAGGCUUGGGAAAGUUAAAACCAUGCAAGAGUUAUUCUUAGAAGCAUUCCCAGGAACACAUAGGAAAACUAUGAUGUGGUCAGGGAAAGAGAGUUGUCGGGGGUGGGGGGUUGUUGGCUGAAGAGGUUAAAGUUGUACUAGAAUGUGAGGGUGGGUGCUGGCUUGAGCUGUUUAUUUGCAGAAGAGAAAGGGGGAGUCAGAGGAAUGAUUGGGAAGGGCUUUGGGGGAGUUUUAGGUGAAAAUCAGAAGAAAAAUGGAAGACUUUGGGACAGUGGCUGAGAUUACUGAGCAUAGGGAGAUCUGAGCUUUUGGGGUGAUAAAAUUAGGGAGGAAGAAAUUAGCAUGAGAAAGGGAAAAAGGAGAGACUGGUAUCCCCAAGAAAGAGGAGUCUGAUUGCUUUUCAAAGUGUAAGGUAGAAGGGGAGGGAGGUGUUGGACAGCUGAUGGGCUUUCUUUCUAAAGUUUAAUGCCUUUCAUUAUUUUGUGAGCCUGAAGUUCAGUGUGUUGAAGGCAAGAGUACCUCUUCAGCAACAAAGGGGAUAGGGGGAAGAAAAAGUGGGUGCGUGGGGGGAAUCCAUCAGAAAAUUCCUUGACAAUGAGGUGAGAUCCCUUUAGUACCCAAAGGAUUCCUAGCUAGUAAAGUGAAAAGCAUUACCUGUUAUGCCUGAGUUAGUCUCAAAAAUUAGCAUAGAAACAAAUUCUCUCUUCCUGAUAGUGAAUGGGCAGUGUUUGAAACUCCCAUUGUUCUAGGCCAUUUUACCAUUUUGCAACAGGGAAUUUCAUUAUUGUGAUCAGUUUCUGAGUUCUGGGUGCAGUACUGCGUCUGAGAUUUCAGAUUAAAACUGCAGAGUAGAAGGAAAGGACGACCUUUUUCUGCCUCCCCACUUCCAGCUAUUCUCUGAAGACUGGAGAAGAGACGCUCUUAAGAGUAUUAGGGGGGGGUGGGCAGGGGAAGGACUAGACCACAUGAAAAAUGAGCAUAAUAUUUUAGCUGCUGUUCAUUCGUUUUCAGCUUUGUAUUCUUGUUAUAAAAAAGUGCACCUAGACAUUCCAUUGUUGUGCCCAUAAUCUAGGUUUAAGGUACCAUUUAGCUCCUAGCUUUCAUAUCUCAAUUUCUAACACUGUGGAUGGGUGUUAAAAAAAAGAAAUUAUGUCAGCCAGGAAGAGCUUGUUUUUAAAAAGUUUGCAAAAUGAUUUCAAGAAAUGCAUCUUAUUCCUCUGCUCUGGUGAGAUGGAGUUUGACAUAUCUUUUGGACUUUUCAAGCAAAAGCCUCAGACUAUUGAAAUUUAUUGCUUCCUAAUUUGAGGAGAGAGUGGGAGGUUUGAUAGCUGGGUGCCAAGACCUUAGUUUGAUUUGGCCUUUUACCUACUUCUGAUUUACAAAUGAUAAGGAAAGAAUGGCAGAGAUUUACACUGAAAGGAAACAAUACAUUUUAGAGGCGCUGUUACAACUGGGCUGGUUUGGAAUAUGUGAGCCUGACUUUCUGUAAGGAAGACCUCUCCAGGCCAAACUUAUUUCUGAGUUGCAGGCUAUCAUAGCGAUACCUGGAUAUUUUUAGAGUUGCUACACAACACUUGGUGGGAUGGUUCUGCCUCUGCAGAUAUCUAUGCACUCUUUUGGAUUCUUGAAGUCAUGCUGCAAACAUGCAAUUUCAUAUGUUGCUGUUGCUUGUGCAUCCAAGGUCACCUUCAUGUGACCUGCUUACUGAGCCUUCAUCCUGAUUUGUUUGCACAAUUUUUGUGCGGCAGUUAUAAAACAUCCACUGUUCCUUGCACAUUCAUUCUGAUUUCUUUGCUGGAAGGUUAUACAAUAUUGUGUUAAGCAACUGCUAUUAUCCCACAAAUUCCCAUCACUUUCCUUACAUCAAAAGGGGUGAGUGUGUAAGUGGAUUUGUUGACAAAGAGUGCAUAAUGUACUUAAAUUGUGUAACGUGUAUUUCUGGUAAACAAUUGAAUCCCACCCACAACCUAGGUGUGCAUCAAUAUAUUUGCAUUCUCUCCUACUCUGAUGUUUUGUAUUCAUCUCUAGUUUGAACAUAUCUUUAAGCUUUCUCAGAGAGUUCUGGAAACAUUUUCCAUAUCCUGCACUACUAAUUCAGUUUAAUUGCCUUUCAGGGGAUUUUUGGAAGUGAGAAGAUGAUCAUCCUGUUUGCAGGUGGUAUCUGUGGUGUAGCUCCAAAAGCAGGAUCUCUUCUAGCUGGUGUCUACAUGAUUCUGACAACCAAUAUGUACCUGAUCUUUGAGGCUGGUCACCUAAAUCGCUCCCUAACUCUGAUACAACUGCAUCAGGAAGAAAAUUAUUCAAUUGGACCGAUGUGGGUCAUCCCAUAUUACUAUUACACUGCAAUCGCCUUGGCUGUUAUAACUUAUCCUAUAUGUUUCUACUUCCUCUUAUCCAUCCAGAGGCGAGACACUGUAGGAUUGUUUAUCUACAUUGUUUGGAUCAUCUUCUAUGAUCUAGCCAACAUUGUCCUCAUAGUUCUAACAGCAAGGGCAGCUCUUUAUUCAAUAAGUGACUUGGAAUGGUUUGGAUUGGCCACCAGAAUCCCCACAGACUGCUUUUGGCUUCUCUUUAUCAUAACAUAUCUUCUGAUGAUUAUUGAAGGCAGAAGCACAGGGAGGAUGUCACUGAAGACAAGGCGGAUAUCAAGACGUGUGUCAGAGCCUCCCAAGUUUAGGCUGGGUAUCAAUGCUAGGAGAGUUCAAUAA